Messenger RNA from Mycena indigotica, 1683 nucleotides. RefSeq lists its product as uncharacterized. Bases 1 to 1683 code for a protein of 560 amino acids. NCBI's taxonomy places the organism in Eukaryota, Fungi, Basidiomycota, Agaricomycetes, Agaricales, Mycenaceae. The record is from RefSeq and is a predicted model, not a curated record. The transcript has 11 exons.
AUGCUGCUCUCGCUGUUGCUUUCGGUCUACGCGUUCCUAACUGGCCGCAGGACUCACCGCGCGACUGCCUCGACCACCCCGUCCUCAAGUCAGCCUUCUGAACCGCCCUCUUUUCCCGCGCGUCAACUAUUCGAAUAUGACCUUGGCAUUGGCGGCGCGCCAAUCGCGCUAUGCCAGACGUAUAGCCAUGCGUCGCCAAGGCCUGCUGCCGUGCUCAUAUUUCCUGUGGCCCACGCUCUUUUCGUGAGUUUAUCAACACUGGGACUUGAAGUUUGCUUCUGCGUAGCGCGAAGUAUUGCCGAGGCCUCAUUGUUUCUAACUCGAAACCCUGGCCUCCGAGACGGGUCUACUCCCAGCAUGGUAUGCUGCGCUGCUCGUUAUCAAGAGAACUUUCGGCUCCUCCAUACUUUCCGCGGCGCAUGGACCUUGGGCGCCUUUUUGAGUAUCAACACGGUUGCUUCGCCACAUGCAGUGGUCCGCUCAGCGCGGCAUCAUGUCGUUACGACAGUCUUCUUCGCGUUCGACGGAGUUUUCAUGGCAGCGCGCUCUGCUGGCCUUGCUGUUUGUGACUCGAAACCAGGAUGGGCCCGCUCUCCUGCUGCUCGGGGUCAAAGACCUUUCUGUCGUUCCGGUGCCUUUUUGAUUCUCAAACUAAUGCAGCGUGUUGCUGGCGAAGUGCUGCCUGCUAGGUGCCGCUUUUUCACCUCCAGCGCGCGCGUUGUAUCCCCUGCUUACUCACCAUCCUUCCAGAUUCCAAACGCGGCGACGUUGCCGACAUAUACAGUCGGCAUGUUUGCUCGAUACCGACAGCUCACAGUGAACUCGGCUAACGUAAUCAUAUCACCACCUUUCUUGCCUCCACCACUACGCUCCGCUCUGCUGGACUCUGCGUGCGUGUGUUGUCGCCGUCUUGUCCUCGCUGCCAAACUACUGCCUGCGUUGACGAUGGUUGUCACCGACCUCCUUGUCACCGACCUCCCUGCGCUUGAGUCGCGUCUUGUCUGCGUGCGGGAGGUCUCCCGACACGCGUUGUUCGCUGCCAUUUGGCAAUGGCUCGCGCUUGUCCUGCAAUUCCGUUCGCGAAUGGCACGCUCGUCGUUUCAACUCCACCUUCCAUCCAAGACUCCGCGCCUCUCAACCAUUCGGAACAUUUUUCCCUUCGACUCUCUUCUCGCGCGCCGUCAACAACUAGUAGCAAGCAGAUUCGGCAGCGUACUUAACUUGAUGCCCAGCACGGCUCUCUUCCCGCCAUCAUCUUUCGCUCGCCGCCACCCGCCCAUACAUGCCCUUCCGGUCUACAUCACCAUCUUGUUAUGGCCCACGCAGCACCCACUACCACCCCCCGCCGUCUUUCGUUUGCCGCCCGCCGCCAACCCUCCCCCUUCCGGUCUACCGAACCAUUUUGGCAUGACGACCACGACUCCGGGGUGCAAGUCUUCAACGCGGCCUUGGCGCGCGCCGUGGUGCUGCUCAUGUUGGUCAAGAUUUCAAUCGCGACUCCGCUCCCGGCAUACCCUUGUUGGCCACGCCCCAGCCUUUCGCGCCCUUCACCAACUUGUGCCCGCUCUUCAUUCCCCCAGAACACACCCGAACACCACUUGGGUGGCGUUCUAUUUCUCAGUUUUGUGCUGCCGCGAUCCGAGACGGCGCCUGCGCUCAUUGUCUCCAACUCCCCCCUCGUGA